AUGCGGCCUGCUCUCGAGCUGUACAAGUUGCGCUCGAAGAAGAGCGCAUUCCGAUUGCACCAUUGCUGGCUCAUUCUUAAGGACGCGCCGAAAUGGAGCGUUGCCAUGGAGCCACAGGAAGCUGGCUCAGAGCCAGCUUCGGUGACAUUGGCACCGGUCUCGGCUAUGGCCUCGAUGUUGACGGUAUUGUCUCGGUCCAAUCCGAAAUGGUCAAGGCGAUCGUGGAACGCAAUGCUAUUGCUCGUGACAGUGGCCAAUUGA
Molecule: messenger RNA, 261 nt
Organism: Aphanomyces astaci
Lineage: Eukaryota; Oomycota; Saprolegniomycetes; Saprolegniales; Verrucalvaceae
Exons: 3
Coding region: 1-261 (86 amino acids)
Source: RefSeq, a predicted model, not a curated record